AUGAGGAUUUCUCACGUGGAGAAUCGCAUCGAACAGCAGAUUUCUUUGAGUGCCUUAAUUUUUCAAGCGAUUGAAAGCUUCAACAAGAUUCCAACAAAUGACAUCACUUCAAGGUUGAUUAAAGCUCGUGUUACAGCUUUAAAUGAGAAUUGGGAAAAAUUCUCUAUUUUUCAUGAAGCUAUUAUUGUAGCUGUUCGUCAGCUCAGUACAGAAGACAAGGAGUUGAUUCGAGACCACACUUAUUUUGAAGAUGAUUUCUAUGCUCGAACGUAUAAGAGAUACCUGGAUUCUCUAGACAAGAUGAAUGCUUAUCUCGAUUCGGAACUUAUUCUUCCAAGGACAUCUUCAACCCAAUCUUUCUUUCAACCUGUAUCUAAUCAACUGGCUGUUUCUCAUCACACAAGACUCCCUCGAAUCGACCUGCCGAAAUUCAGCGGAAACGCUUCUGAAUGGAUGUCCUUCAAGGACCUAUUUUCUUCUAUCAUUAUCGGAAAUGCAAGCCUCAGCCCGGUUGAAAAGUUGCAGUAUUUAAAGGCCAGUUUAACGGGCACUGCAGCUCAUCUUCUCAAGAAUACGGCUCUUACUGCGGAUAAUUUUCAAAAGGCCUGGACCGAUCUGAUUUCGUUCUAUGAAAAUAAACAAUUACUUGUGAAUUCAGCAAUUCAAUCGUUACUUUCCCUCAAGAAGAUCACUAAGGAGUCCUCCAGUGAACUCGAGCGUUUGUACACUAAUAUAAUGCAAAUCUAUCGUGCAUUGGAGACUCUACAACGCCCAGUUGAACAUUGGGAUGAUUUUCUAGUGUUCCUAACCGUUCAAAGGCUGGAUGCCGAAUCCGUGAAAGUAUGGGAGCAGCAUCUCGGUUCCACAAAAGAGCCUCCGACUUGGAGACAUUUAUCUAAACAUUUCUUAAGCGCCUGUCCGCAAUACACCUUGCAAACUACGCCACAACGAUAUUCUCUCAUCAUAAAGCACGGACUAUGCUACAAUUGUUUGGGUAAACAUCGAGUUUCAAAAUGUCCAUCAACUCGGCGAUGUCUUAAAUGUGGUAAAAAACACCAUACUACAAUUCACCGAAGAAUUCCUUCCAAGACUGAGAGUCAAACUGAACACCCACCUGCUAAAUCAUCUACCGAAACCUCAGUCAAGACGACUCCCUCGCAAGUAUUGCAUGCAGCCGUACAUUCUAGUCUGGCGUCCAUGUGCAUUCUUCUCGCCACCGCUCAAAUGUUCAUUGCCAACGAAAAUGGACGCAUCAUGAAAAUCAAAGCUCUUAUAGAUCAGGGAUCGGAAAUCAAUAUCAUUUCGGAAAAAUUGUCCAAGCUCUCAAACUUCCUCGCUCUCAGUCAAAUCAUCAAGGACGGAUUAAUAAAGGGUCCGCCGAAGACGCCUAUUGCCCAAUUAACAUCGUUUGGUUGGAUCCUCUCCGGCCCCGCUUCAUCAGAAUCCACGCAUCGUACUAUACGAAGUUACCAUAUUUCAAUGGACUCCCGAUUAUAUGACCUUCUCCACCGAUUCUGGCAACAGGAAGAGAUUAUUGCACGCCAUGAAUCUUACAUUUCCCUGGAAGAUCAACAAUGUGAGCACCACUUCAAAGAUACCCACACUCGCAACGAUCAAGGACGGUAUGUGGUACGUUUGCCCUUCAAGAAGCCCCCUCAACUUCUAGGAAAUUCUUAUAACCGAGCUUCAAGAAUGAUGGAUUCUCUUCGAAAUCGAUUUCAAGUGAGCGCAAAAUACUCAGAAACUUAUUUUAAAUUUAUGAAGGAAUAUGAAGACCUCCAGCACAUGAAGUUGAUAACCGAUAUAAACGUAGAACAUUUACAUCCAAACUUUUAUCUUUCUCAUCAUGGAAUGUGGAGGGAAAGCAGUACUACUACAAAACUACGAGUAGUUUUUAAUGGAUCGAGUCGUACAACAUCGGGAGUUUCUCUGAAUGAGAUCUUGCACACAGGUCCAAAGCUUCAAGUGGAUUUGUUCAACGUUCUUAUUUGGUUUCGGCAAUUUCGAUACGUCUUUUCUGUUGAUAUAGAAAAUAUGUAUAGACAAAUUCAAGUACACCCCGACGAUUGGAGAUUUCAACGCAUCCGAUGGUCGCAUUCCGACGAGGAUGUCAACUCUUAUGAGCUCACCACUGUUACUUAUGGAUUGAUUUGCGCACCUUAUUUAGCUCUUCGUACCAUUGCUCAGCUUAUUGAAGAUGAAGGAACCAAUUUUCCAUCAGCAGUUCCUUGCCUAACACACGGACGAUAUGUCGACGACAUUUUCGGAGGAGCAGAGUCAAUUGAUGAGGUUCACGAGAUCAUCAAUCAACUUCACCAGUUGUGCAAGGCGGGCGGCUUCCCGCUACAGAAAUGGUCCAGUAACCACGCUCAUGUCCUCCAUCAUCUUCCAUCAGAACGGUUAAGUAAUCCAAAUCCAAUACCUUUUGAUUCAGACUCCUGUGUUGCAGUACUUGGUUUACAGUGGAAACCUACUGCUGAUUGUUUUCAAUUUAGUAUAGAUCGACCUUCCACAGCCACCAUCACCAAACGUACAAUACUAUCAACUAUCGCUAAGCUUUUCGAUCCACUCGGAUUACUCUCACCUGUAAUCAUCAAGGCAAAAAUACUGAUACAAGAAUUGUGGAUAAAUAAACUCAAUUGGGAUGAGUCUUUACCAAGCCCAUUGGCAAAUCAAUGGAUAACCUUUGUUAAUGAAUUAGAAGACCUCAAAGUCAUAAGCAUUCCUCGUUGGCUUGGCAUCAAAUCGGAUCAUCAAAUUCAAUUGCACGGAUUUUGCGAUGCAUCUACUCAAGCCUUCGCAGCAUUAAUCUACCUCCGAACAGUGAACCUUGAAGAGAAAAUCAACGUUUGCUUAAUCGCCACGAAAACGAAGGUAGCACCUUUAAAGCGUCUUACAAUUCCCAGAUUAGAAUUAUCAGGAGCAGUACUCCUCACUAAACUUACCACGCACGUUCGUGAUGUUCUUAAUUUGAAAGACGUUCCUAUUUACCUGUGGACGGACUCUUCCAUUACGUUAACCUGGAUUCAAAACCAUCCGUCAAGAUGGAAAGAUUUUAUUCAAAAUCGUGUAGUUCUAAUACAAGAGAUACUACCUCAAGCUAAGUGGAAAUUCGUUUCCAGCAAGGAGAACCCGGCAGAUUUCGCCACUAGAGGCAUGUCGCCAUCGAAACUCGCGUCCCAAACUACCUGGUGGAAGAGACCAUCCUGGCUCUCACAAACAAUUGAUUGUUGGCCUGAUUGCUUCCCUUCAACUGCUACCUCGGACAAUUUUGAAGAGAGGCCCAACAAAGUUCACUCAAUCAUUACCAGUGAGCCUCAACCCCCAUGGAAUUUAUUAACCAGAUAUUCCAAUCUUAAUAAGCUCUUACGCACCACAGCUGUGUGUAAGAGAGCAGUGGGACGUUUUAAACGGAUCCCAAUCAAUCCCCAAGGGCCACUCAGCACGACUGAACUGGAGUCAGCUAAGCUCUAUUGGAUCAACAGCAUUCAACAGCAACACUUCGCUCACGAAAUUAAGCUCUUAACACUAGGAGGUUUUCUUCCCAAGUCGAACUCUCUCACCAAGUUGACUCCAUUCAUUGACUCAUCUGGGUUCUUACGAACGGGCGGUCGACUUCAGAAUUCAACGUUACCUCCGGAAAGUAAACAUCUUUUAAUCCUACCGAAACGAUCUCCAUUAACUGAACUCAUUAUCAAGGAUGCUCAUAUCAGGUCUUGUCACGGAGGCACACAAAUAACGUCCACCAUCCUUCGAAAUUCCUAUUGGAUUAUUGGAGGUCGGUUGCCUAUAAAGAAUUUCAUCCUGCGUUGCGUCAUUUGCACGAGAUAUAGACAGAAGAGAGCUCAACAGCUCAUGGGACAGCUCCCCCCUGAACGAGUAACACCGACUUCACGCCCAUUCAUCAAUACUGGAAUUGACUACGCUGGCCCCCUUCUUAUCAAGACCUGGAAAGGAAGAAAUGCACGGCAGUACAAAGCGUACAUUGCCGUAUUUGUUUGUUUUGCCACUUCAGCAACGCAUCUCGAGCUAGUAUCCGAUUAUUCCGCUGACGCCUUUGUAGCUGCAUAUAAAAGGUUUACUGCUCGACGAGGCAUCUGCACUAACUUGUUUAGUGAUUGCGGCACUAAUUUGAUAGGAGCUAACACGGAGUUAAAAGAGUUACUUUCUGAAGCGUCUCAAGAACAUACGAAGUUGGCCUCCUUACUUGCCAAUGACGGCACACAAUGGCAUUUCAACCCGCCUAGUGCUCCUCACUUUGGUGGCAAGUGGGAGGCAGCUGUAAAAUCGGUUAAAUUUCACUUAAAAAGAGUCCUUGGCAAUCAUCUUCUUACCUUCGAGGAAAUGACAACCCUAUUAAUCCAAAUCGAAGCGGUUCUGAAUUCGAGACCUUUGUCUCCCCUUUCUGAUGAUCCAGAGGACCUAGCCGCAUUGACACCUGGACAUUUUCUUCUAGGACACGCACCUACAGUUCUACCAGAGCCUUCUCUUGAACACAUUAAUAUGUCACGUUUAUCCAGAUGGCAACUGUUACGACAAAUGUUGGAAGGCUUCUGGUCCCGAUGGUCUAAAGAAUGUCUUCAGCGAUUCCACGACACUUCGAAAUGGAAUCAUCCAACACCUUCUUUGAAGAACGAAGACAUGGUACUAGUUAUUGACGAGAGGUAUCCACCCUUUAAAUGGCCUCUCGGUCGGAUCAUAGAAACACAUCCCGGAACAGACGGCCAUACUCGAGUAGUCACGGUGAAGACGCAGAUUACCACCUUGAAACGACCCAUCGUAAAACUCUGCCCAUUGCCCAUACACCACAAGUCCUCGGUUUGUUCGUUAAGCCAAAUUAACGAAGGCGGGCGGUAA
Nylanderia fulva is the source of this 4857-nucleotide messenger RNA. The record is from RefSeq and is a predicted model, not a curated record. NCBI's taxonomy places the organism in Eukaryota, Metazoa, Arthropoda, Insecta, Hymenoptera, Formicidae.